Molecule: messenger RNA, 1535 nt
Organism: Triplophysa dalaica
Lineage: Eukaryota; Metazoa; Chordata; Actinopteri; Cypriniformes; Nemacheilidae
Gene: ompa
Product: olfactory marker protein a
Exons: 1
Coding region: 304-786 (160 amino acids)
Biological process (GO): sensory perception of smell; signal transduction
Source: RefSeq, a predicted model, not a curated record
UUUACAUCAGAACGCAUUGUUGCCUAGUGCAAUGCAGAUGCAAACAAAUCUCCCGAAGGUUUUCUCCUCCCACUUCUCUCAAAACGCAUCCAGUGAUUCAAAACAUGUGUGGCAGAAUCAAUAAAGUCUCCGACUAAAUGAGGCUUUUUGCCCCGUGGGGCCCGGGAGGCGGGUGGUGUCGGCAGGGAGCGUGAAGAGACACAGAAAGAGAAGGUUGAGAGAAGAGUUCAUUCAGUUGCCGGCAAUCCGCGACCAGACGACUCGUCUCCGUUCCCCAGCGAGAGCAGAAAGAACAGUCCAGUCAUGGGAUCAGAAAUGGAGCUGAGCUUCACCGAGGACCUACAACUGACGGAGGUGAUGCGUCUGCGCGUGCAGUCGCUCCAGCAGAAGGGUCAGAAGAGGCAGGACGGCGAGAGGUUGCUCCUGCCGCAUGAGGCUGUCUACCGUCUGGAUUUCACUGAGCAGGAGUUGACCUUCGCCCACUGGAACGUGACCCUGCAAGGAACCGGACGGUUUACCGUCACGGGCAUCUCUCAGCUCUGGACACCCGACCUCACCCACCUGAUGACCAGACAGCUGCUGGAGCCCAUCGGCCAGUUCUGGAGGAACGCCGGAGACCCGGAGGAUUCGCCUUUCAAAUGCUUGGAGGCGGACAUCCAAGAGUUCGGAGAGAGGAUAGCGGAGCUGGCAAAAGUGCGGAAGGUGAUGUACUUCCUGUUCGCUUACAAGGAGGGAGCUGAGAAAGACAAGAUCACCUGCACUUUGGUCUUCAACAAAAGCGAGUGACGCUCGAUCAACUGGCACCCCGGCGCUCCUAAAACGGUCUCUUUAAAAACGACUUAGAUUCUCCCUGUAAUGGUCAGUCACGAUCCUCCUUUUAAGAUCUUCCUUCAUUUCACUACUGUGUGCGUUUGUGUUUAAAUGAAAGUGUGAGUAGUCUAUGAUGAGUUCCAAACUUUUUCAACAUUGUCAUUAUGAUACUAUAAGAUGGAAUGUUAUUCAUGCAAAUCUACAAAUACACUUACAGUCGAAUAAAAACGUUAUCAAGCGUUCCAUUUAUGUCAUUGUGUGUUUUGUAUCGAGUGGACACGACGAAUGCAUCGGACUGGAAGGUCAACGGAGACAAAUCCAACCGCUGCACCACAUGACUCGAUCAAUGUCAACGCCUGUCAAACUCCCUGCCUGUUUUUCACCAAUAAACUUUGACAGAACCUGAUGCAUGCAUUCUGGGAUUGCACUUUAAAGCAUUAGUCUCUGGGUAUGAGGUUUGACCAUAUGAGGCACCAAACAAUUUGGCGAACUCAGGAACACCCCACGAUACCGUAAGAUUCUACGUAUGACACCUCCGUUUGUUUGGGAAGGGAGCGUUAGUGUGUGUAUGCGUGCGUGCUGGGGGUCUUCUGAGGGAUGGCAGGAAGAGAAGACACUAAUUAGUCCUCAUGAGGAACAACAUGUCUAGUGGAGAGAGACAAGGUACAUACACAGGAGAGCAGCGAUGCAUGCGUCACGUACUCAGACAAAACGCGGCACAGAAC